AGACAUCAAAUUGCCGAGGGCCUGGGUUGAAAGUUUUAGAGGUGUUCCCGUUGAAGAUUUUGAUAAUAAACUGAAGGCGUUAGAAGCGUCAGGAUGGGUCGGUCUGAACGAUGGUUAUGGGAGCUGGUUUGGUGAUGACGCUAACAGUAUGUCAACUCUGCUCAAAGGAUCUGGUACAGGCGGUCACAAGCGAGGUGUUGAUGAGGUGGAUGGAUACAAGAAGGGUCAUAACAGAAUGGCGAGCACUUAUCUUACUUCUGAAGAGAUCUUUGGUACCACGAAGACUACCACAUCGGCCUCGGCAGGAGACCGCGCUGACAAGAAACGAGAUUAUGAGUACGGGUCGGUUAUAAGUGCUAAAUACG
Lottia gigantea (owl limpet) is the source of this 365-nucleotide messenger RNA. RefSeq lists its product as hypothetical. The annotation marks the transcript as partial. The transcript is spliced from 2 exons. NCBI's taxonomy places the organism in Eukaryota, Metazoa, Mollusca, Gastropoda, Lottiidae. The record is from RefSeq and is a predicted model, not a curated record.